AAAUGAAUUGCGAGUUCAUUCCCAGCAACAAAUCCACAACAGAAUCUGUACUGAACUCUAUUAAAUUGUGUGUUACUUUUAAUAUUUGAAUAGUAUACAUUCUUUGAAAUUACUAACGCAAAACGUAGCCAACUAACCUUUUUUUAAGCACAAAAUUCCACAAGAAUAAACGACAGACAAUGGACGAGGGUUUAUGGCAGCGGACACAGGCCCUGAAUCUCUAUACAUUCGGGCAGGCAUUGCAGAACGAGGAUAGCCUCACCCAGAGUCAGGGCGAGUCUUCAUUGAACCCCGGGGCAAAGGAGUUUGUGCCAUCGUUCAAGAGCACCAAACUGAAGGAUGUAAAGGAAUUUGUACCCAUGUGCAAGAGCGGAACGGCGAAGGAGUUUCUUCCCUCAUCUAAGAACACAGAGGUGAAGGAAUUUUUUCCCUCAUUGAACAACACAGAGGUGAAGGAAUUUGUUCCCUCGUAUAAGCACUUGGAAGCGAAGGAGUUUGUGCCCCCGCAUCCAAAAGCGAAGGAAUUUCUGCCCUCGUAUCCAGAAGCGAAGAAGUUUGUGUCCUCGUAUCCAGAAUUUAAGGAUUGUGUGCCCUCGUAUAAGCAAAAGUCCGAGGAGAAGAAUACAGCGUCCACAUCGACACAAAGAUUGUCGCAUGGGGAGGCAAGUGGCGAUGCAAAGAGUUCGCAACGCCGCGAGGGUACUACCGAUGGCAAGAUAUCGCAACGCGAUAUACAGGAUAUCUUUAUACAGCGGCAGAUCUUUGAGUUCCUCACCGAGCUGGGUGACGAACAGAUGCCCCUGGACACCAUCGUUGUGGCUCUCUUGCCCAAUGGCCAGGGACUCGGUGUAAAUUUUACGACCAAAGAGUAUGUCGGUGGCAAGAAUCUGUUGGACGAGGCCUUGUGCAGGAACACUUGCCUCACUCUGCAUGUCAACGACCCCGAUGAGUUGGCCAGCAAGCCGGAGAAUGUGCUGGUUAAUCAGUUUCUCAUUCGCGUGAACGAUCAGCUAAGCGAAAAGUUGGAGCACACCAAUGCCGUGGUGGCGCCCAAGGGUCGCAUGAACAGGAAUCGCAGCUACACGGAGCUGGAGAUCGAGCAGCAGAUCGAGGGCAUCAAGGUGUUCGACAACUUCUUCAACUACACCGAGUCGAUGCGCACCCAGGAGAGGGUCACCCAAAAGGCCUUCAAGGAGCUGUUCCACAGUCUGGGAAUGAUCGCCCAGAGAAGCUGUGCAACCACGCCAGUUGAGAGUCCCCGCAAAUCGAGUCUGCCCUUUCCGAAAGCCACCAAAAUCGAUGAAGAUGAGGAGGAGGUAGAGGUGGAUGUGGAUGUGGAGAAAGUGGAGGAGGUAGAGGCGGAGGAGUUCUUUUCCUCUUGCAACGAUUCCGAGUCUGAGGGCGAUGACAUCACACUUCGCGGCAAGCAACUGGAAACGGAUCUACGCAAGUACAUGAGGGACAAGCUCUAUCGCUUUGAGGAUGACAAUGGCCCUCAGCUGGUGAACCAACUCAGCGAUGCCGAUCUGCAAGAGAUGAUGCCGAACAACUUCGAACAAAGUGGACCGCCAUCCACGCCAGCCAUAUCCCAGACGUUGGCCUACAAGUGCCCCAAGACCACACAAAAGUGUGUCAUGCAUUCAACGCUGAUGACACCAACGGCGGCAGCACCUCGCAACAUUCCUCGCCCCAACCAGAAGCAAAGGGUGUCCGUGCCCUCACUCAGUCAGAAAGGCCGGCAUGGCGUCGCCACAGGCAGCAACACAUCUGCGGUGACUGCCAAGAAGCUGCAGCCAGAGCGCCCGGCACAGUUCAUUGCCACAGGUGUGCGCACCAAAACGAAUCAGCGCCUUGCCAAAAUGGGAGCAGCUGGACAUGCUCAGCAUUCCAGCAGCAUGGCAGCUGCGGCUAUGGCCGUUCGUAUGGUCAAGACCAGUUCCAGUGGCAGGGCUGCUACGGUUACACAGAAGCAGCAAUUGAAUCUCGCCAGCAAGUCGACAGGUACUGAAAUUUCCAGCAAUCGUGGAGGAGUGACUGCUGCCACGAAGCCAAAAAAUAACACUCAAGGGGGCUCUAAGAAGAUGCUGCCACGUAGCACAAAUGCCUCGUUGAUGCGUCAGCAAGAGGUCAAGCGGCGCCUGAGUCUUAUGCACGGCGACAGUGAUCCCGAUUUGCUCUACAACGAGUACCUCUUCAAGUAAUUAUUUUGGCAUUAAAUGCAAUGGACGUUACGUUUAUGUUACUAAUAUUGUGGUUCAAAUACAAGUGUUUAAUGCGUAGACUAC
Messenger RNA from Drosophila obscura, 2285 nucleotides. RefSeq lists its product as uncharacterized. NCBI's taxonomy places the organism in Eukaryota, Metazoa, Arthropoda, Insecta, Diptera, Drosophilidae. Bases 180 to 2201 code for a protein of 673 amino acids. The record is from RefSeq and is a predicted model, not a curated record. The transcript is spliced from 3 exons.